This is a messenger RNA of Papaver somniferum (opium poppy), 375 nucleotides long. Its product is annotated as aprataxin-like. Bases 1 to 375 code for a protein of 124 amino acids. Gene Ontology annotation, biological process: single strand break repair; double-strand break repair. The transcript has a single exon. NCBI's taxonomy places the organism in Eukaryota, Viridiplantae, Streptophyta, Magnoliopsida, Ranunculales, Papaveraceae. Gene Ontology annotation, molecular function: DNA 5'-adenosine monophosphate hydrolase activity; single-strand break-containing DNA binding; mismatched DNA binding. Gene Ontology annotation, cellular component: nucleus. The record is from RefSeq and is a predicted model, not a curated record.
AUGCGAGAAGUUGGCACAAUGAUGGUGAAACGGUACUUGAAACUGGAAGGCCAUAAGUCUCAAGCAAUACGGAUGGGUUUUCACUCUAUUCCUGGUAUGUUACAGCUCCACCUUCAUGUCAUGACUCAAGAUUUUAAGGAAGCUGAUUCAAAUCACAACUGGAAUAAGAACAAUACUUCAUUCUUUAAAGAUGUUGACACUUGCAUCAAAGAAUUGGAAGAGGACAGACAACUAACGAUUCCCGCUGAUAAAAGGAAGUUGGAAGCUGACCCAUUCUGCUACAGGUGUGAGACCUCGUAUGAAUCAGUCGAUAUAAUCAGGAAGCAUCAAAAUAUAUGCCCAUUCCCAGAAAAUGUGAAGUCUUUUACUUGGUGA